AUGGGGGAAGCGGAGAAGUUCCACUACAUCUACAGCUGCGACCUGGACAUCAACGUGCGGCUGAAGAUAGGAAGCUUGGAAGGGAAGAGAGAACAAAAGAGUUAUAAAGCUGUUCUAGAAGACCCAAUGUUGAAGUUUUCAGGGCUGUACCAAGAGACCUGCUCUGACCUUUAUGUUACUUGUCAAGUUUUUGCAGAAGGAAAACCUCUGGCCUUGCCAGUGAGGACAUCCUACAAAGCAUUUAGUACAAGAUGGAACUGGAAUGAAUGGCUAAAACUGCCUGUGAAGUAUCCUGACCUGCCCAGGAAUGCCCAAGUGGCCCUGACUGUCUGGGAUGUGUAUGGGCCAGGAAAGGCAGUGCCUGUGGGUGGGACAACAGUGUCGCUCUUUGGAAAAUACGGCAUGUUUCGCCAAGGGAUGCAUGACUUGAAAGUCUGGCCUAAUGUAGAAGCAGAUGGGUCAGAACCCACAAAAACUCCUGGCAGAACAAGCAGUACUCUUUCAGAAGAUCAGAUGAGCCGCCUUGCCAAGCUCACCAAAGCCCAUCGACAAGGACACAUGGUGAAAGUAGAUUGGUUGGACAGAUUGACAUUUAGAGAAAUUGAAAUGAUAAAUGAGAGUGAAAAACGAAGUUCUAAUUUCAUGUACUUAAUGGUUGAGUUUCGAUGUGUCAAGUGCGACGAUAAGGAAUAUGGCAUUGUUUAUUAUGAAAAGGAUGGUGAUGAGUCAUCUCCAAUUUUAACAAGCUUUGAGAUAGUGAAAGUUCCUGACCCUCAGAUGUCUAUGGAGAACUUGGUUGAGAGCAAACACCACAAGCUUGCGCGGAGUUUAAGAAGCGGACCUUCUGACCAUGAUCUCAAGCCUAAUGCUGCCACAAGAGACCAACUAAACAUUAUUGUGAGUUAUCCACCAACCAAGCAACUCACAUAUGAAGAACAAGAUCUUGUUUGGAAGUUUAGAUAUUAUCUUACUAACCAAGAAAAAGCUUUGACAAAAUUCUUGAAAUGUGUUAACUGGGAUCUACCUCAGGAGGCCAAACAGGCUUUGGAACUGCUGGGGAAAUGGAAGCCCAUGGACGUGGAGGAUUCCCUGGAGCUACUGUCCUCCCAUUACACCAACCCCACAGUGCGGCGCUAUGCUGUGGCCCGGCUGCGCCAGGCAGAUGAUGAGGAUUUAUUGAUGUACCUAUUACAGCUGGUCCAAGCUCUCAAAUAUGAAAAUUUUGAUGAUAUAAAGAAUGGAUUAGAACCUACCAAGAAGGAUAGUCAGAGUUCAGUGUCAGAAAGUACAUCAACUUCUGGAAUAAAUUCUGCAGAAAUAGAUAGCUCCCAAAUUAUAACCAGUCCUGUUCCUCCAGUAUCUUCCCCUCCCCCUGCAUCUAAAACAAAAGAAGGUUCAGAUGGUGAAAAUCUGGAGCAAGAUCUCUGCACCUUCUUGAUAUCAAGAGCCUGCAAAAACUCAACACUGGCUAAUUAUUUAUACUGGUACGUGAUAGUGGAAUGUGAAGAUCAAGAUACUCAGCAGAGAGACCCAAAGACUCAUGAGAUGUACUUGAAUGUGAUGAGACGAUUCAGCCAAGCAUUGUUGAAGGGUGACAAGUCUGUCAGAGUUAUGCGCUCCUUGCUGGCUGCACAGCAGACGUUUGUAGAUCGGCUGGUGCAUCUAAUGAAGGCAGUGCAGCGUGAAAGUGGAAAUCGUAAGAAAAAGAAUGAGAGACUACAGGCAUUGCUUGGAGAUAAUGAAAAGAUGAACUUGUCAGAUGUGGAACCUAUCCCAUUGCCUCUAGAACCCCAGGUGAAAAUCAGAGGAAUAAUCCCAGAAACGGCUACACUAUUCAAGAGUGCCCUUAUGCCUGCACAGUUGUUCUUUAAGACAGAAGAUGGAGGCAAAUACCCAGUUAUAUUCAAGCAUGGGGAUGACUUACGCCAAGAUCAACUUAUUCUUCAAAUCAUUUCACUCAUGGACAAGCUGCUGCGGAAAGAAAAUCUUGAUUUGAAGUUAACACCCUAUAAAGUAUUAGCCACCAGUACAAAACAUGGCUUCAUGCAGUUUAUUCAAUCAGUUCCUGUUGCUGAAGUUCUUGAUACAGAAGGAAGCAUUCAGAACUUUUUUAGAAAACACGCACCAAGUGACAAUGGGCCCUAUGGGAUCAGUGCUGAGGUAAUGGACACGUAUGUUAAAAGUUGUGCUGGAUAUUGUGUGAUUACAUAUAUACUUGGAGUUGGAGACAGGCACUUGGAUAACCUUUUGCUAACAAAAACAGGCAAACUCUUCCACAUAGACUUUGGCUAUAUCUUGGGUCGGGAUCCGAAGCCUCUCCCUCCUCCCAUGAAGCUGAAUAAAGAGAUGGUGGAAGGCAUGGGGGGCACGCAGAGCGAGCAGUACCAGGAGUUCCGGAAGCAGUGCUACACGGCUUUCCUCCACCUGCGAAGGUAUUCUAAUCUAAUUUUGAACUUAUUUUCCUUGAUGGUGGAUGCAAACAUUCCAGAUAUUGCUCUUGAACCAGACAAAACUGUGAAAAAGGUGCAGGAUAAAUUCCGCCUGGACCUGUCGGACGAGGAGGCGGUGCAUUACAUGCAGAGUCUGAUUGACGAGAGCGUCCACGCCCUGUUUGCUGCGGUGGUGGAACAGAUUCACAAGUUUGCCCAGUACUGGAGAAAAUGA
Messenger RNA from Pipistrellus nathusii (Nathusius's pipistrelle), 2664 nucleotides. The record is from the annotation of a GenBank genome assembly. Lineage: Eukaryota; Metazoa; Chordata; Mammalia; Chiroptera; Vespertilionidae.